Messenger RNA from Plasmodium falciparum 3D7, 4551 nucleotides. It is a transcript of the gene RAD2, whose product is annotated as XPG/RAD2 family endonuclease. Gene Ontology annotation, cellular component: nucleus. Gene Ontology annotation, molecular function: nuclease activity; class I DNA-(apurinic or apyrimidinic site) endonuclease activity; DNA binding. The record is from RefSeq and is a predicted model, not a curated record. Lineage: Eukaryota; Apicomplexa; Aconoidasida; Haemosporida; Plasmodiidae.
AUGGGUGUUAAAGGUCUUUGGUCCAUUGUAUCUCCUGUAGGUGUUCGGGUUAAUCCCGAGAUUUUUACAGGGAAAAGAAUAGCAAUUGAUGUUAGUAUAUGGUUAUAUGAACUGACCUAUGCUAAUAACGUGAAAGACUUACGAAAUAAAUCUUUUGAUAACAUGAGCAUAUUCAAUGAUUUGUGGAUAGAUUUUUCUGAAAAUAUAUCUAGUGAAAUAAAAACAGAUAAUAUUAAAAAAGCACAUCUUUAUUUUUUUUUUUUAAGAAUAUGUAAAUUAUUGUAUUAUAAUAUAAGACCGAUAUUUAUAUUUGAUGGCAACCCACCAGAAUUAAAAAGGAAAACUAUAUUUCAAAGAAACAUUAAGAAAAGGAAUUAUGAAGAAAAAUUUAAAAAAACAGCUGAAAAGCUUGUUUAUAAUUAUUAUCAAAGGACAUUAUUGAAUUCUAUGAAAAGUAAAAAUAAAAAGAAUGACAACUCAAAUAAUAUAGAAGAUAAAACAAACACACCAAAUAAAACAAACACACAAAAUAAAUCAAACACACAAAAUAAAUCAAACACACCAAAUAAAAUCAAUGCCGAUAUAUCAAAAAGUAGUUUAAUACAAAUAUAUGAUGAUAUUAAAGAGAAAGAUAAGUCGUUAAACAGUUUAGUAGAGCACGUUGGAAAUGUGCCUGUGAGUGUUAAGGAUGUUCUAACUAUAUGUAAUGAUGAUUUAAGUAAAAUAAAGAAUAAAAUAUUUAUGAUAACAGAUUUUGGUCCUGUUCUUUUUUUGGGUGAACAAGAUGGUGAUAUGGGUACUGUGGAGAACAUAAACAAAUUAGACAAUAGAAAUAAAGAUGAAAAUAAUUUAUCUUAUUCCAUAAAUUAUAAUAAAGUACAAGAUGUUAAUAACAACAAUGAUGACGAUAAAGAUAAAGAUAAAGAAAAUAUUAAUGAAGUACGGAGAGAUCAAAAAAAUUAUGUAUAUAAAAAUAAAGAAAAUAUUAAUAAUAUAUAUCUUGAUGAUGAUGAUGAAAAGGAAGAUAUACAAAAUAAAAAUGGUGUAUAUAAUAAUGAUGAUAUUGAUGAACAAAUAAUACGAAAAAAACAUAUGGCUAGAAAAAAAUAUUAUGAAAGCAUACCAAAAACGUUUAAGGGGUUUUUAUGUAUGAGAAGACCUGUAGAUAUUAUUGAUAUUAGUAAUUAUAAUACGGAAAUGUUGGAAAUUUCAGAAACAUUAAAAGUACAUGAAAAUAAAUUUAAGCAACAUCUUAAUGUGUUAGAUGAAAAUAAUAGUACACCUGUAGUAAAUAUGAAUUUAUUAAAAAAUAUUAAUUAUAAAAAAAAUGACGAUUUAAUUGAAGGAGGAGAAAAGAAAUCAUUUAUUAAUUUGAUAAAUGUGGAUUCGUGUUAUAGUAGUAGUAAUAGUAGACUUGAAAAUGAUGAGAAUAUUGAAAGGGGGAAAAUAAAUAUGUUUAUUACAAAUGAUGAGAAAUCUAUUAAUAUUAAUAAUUACAAUAAUAAUAAUAAUAAUAAUAAUAAUAAUAAUAAUGAUAAUAAUAUGGAUAAUAAUGAUGUAAUUAUAGAACACAAUAAAAACAAUAUGAAUAUAUAUGAUAAUAAAUACAAUGUGGAAUGUAGUUCAGAAAAAAUAAAUGAUAAUGGGAUAAGUAAUAAAAAUAUUAAUAUAUUAGAAUUACCAAAUAAUUUAGAUACAUCUAAUAUAUUUUUAGAAGGAAAAGAUGAAUAUAAAGUUUAUUAUGUUAACAAAGAAGAAAUACGGAUUCCAUUAUUCAAAGAAAUUAAUAAAGAAAUUUUUGAAAAGUUACCUUUGAAAUUACAGUAUCAAAUAUUACAAGAUAUAAAAGAAGAAUGGUAUACUGAUAAUAGAAUCAAAGCAAUAAAAUCAAAAGACGAUAUGGAUGUUUUUUCACAAGUACAAUUAGAAACAUAUGUAAGAAUGAUUAAAACCGAUUUUGAAAUCGAAAAAUUAAAAAUAAAAAUGGCUGAAAAUAUUCAAAGUGUAGAAGGAGAAUUAUUAAUAAAUAAAGAUUUAUCAAAAAAUACAGACAAUAUUAAUAUAAAAGAUUAUAAUGUUUUACAAAAAAAAAAAUCCAAAAAAAAAAAAAAAAAAUUUCUAAAUGACAUAUUAAAUACAUAUAAUUUUACUACUGAAAGUAAAUAUCAGGAUCUAUAUGUUAAAGGGGAAGAAUCAAAAGAAGAUAUUAAAAACCAAAUUGAUUUCGUUACACAGGAAUGUUAUCGAAAUAAUGAUAUUAUAAGAGAUACGCAUGAUAAGUCUGAUAUAUUUAAAAAUAUUAAAAUAGAUAAUAAUAAAAAAUAUGAAAUUUAUAAUUUAGAGCUUGAACAAGAAGAAAUUAAUGAAAAAAAAAAUUAUAAUAAAAAUAAUAAUGAUAGUAACAAAACGUUCUUUUUAAAAAUAGAGAAUGAAUUUAAAAAAGACCUUUUAUUAGAUGAUAGCCAAAUUUUUGGUGAUAGCCUUUUAGCUGAUAUAAAAGAAUAUAAUUAUACUGCUGAUAAUUUGGAUAAUAAUAAUGAAAACAAAAGUUUAUAUGAAGAUGGCGAAAAUUUUAUAACUAGGAAUGAGCCUAUUACAAAUGAAUAUGAAGAAAAAAAUAACAUAAUAUACAUAUCAGAUGAACAAAAAUAUAAUGAAGAAGAUAUUAUAUUUAAAGACAAAAUAAAGGAAAAAGAGAAAAACAAUGAUACAUCAAGUGAUGAUUUUGAAAAUUGUAGUGUACAGGAAAAAAUAUAUGUAAAUGAAAAAAUAGAAGAAUAUAAUAAUAAAAAUGAUGAUAAAUCAUCUUCAUCAUCAUCGAUUAUAUUAGAAGAAAUCAAAUAUAAAAAGGAAAAAAAAGAUGAGCUCGUUAGCCCUAAUUUGUGUGUUCUACUUGAUGAAUUUGAGCAUUCUAAUGAUCUGGAGAAUAAUUAUAUUUCCGUUUCUUCUGAUGAUAUGAAAACCAACGUGAGCAAAAACAAUAUUACAGGAGUAAAGGAAAAUAAAGUGGACAAAACAAAUGUGGAGUAUGAUAAAAAAGGAGAUGAUGGGGUAAUAGAAAUAUCUUUUGAGGAUAGUCAUAAAUUAGAAGAGUCAAAAUUUGAUGAUAAUAACAAUAUUUAUGAUAAUGAUGACGAAUUAGAAAAAAAUUUAUCAAAGGAUUAUAUUUCGGAUGUUGAUAAAAACCAUGUAAAUAAUAUAUAUAAUAUCGAACGAGGGGAAGAUGAAAGAGAAAACGAAUUUGUAGAGAAUAAAAUACAGUCGACAGAAUCACAUAAGAGUAAUGAAUUUAUAUGUACAGAAAAUAAAAGUUUGAGAAAACAAUAUAUGAGUAAAGAAGAUAUAAGUAAUGUGCGAAUACUUAAAAGUGAUGAUAUUAACAAUUUGAGUAAACAAAAUUAUUUUGAAAUAUUAUUAGAUAAGAAACAAGUUAUGGAUAAUUUUCAGAUGAAUAUUGAACAAAAUAAUGAUAAAUUAAAAGAAGAUAAAUUAGAUGAAGGUGCUUAUUUUGAAUAUUUAGAAGAUAAUAAAAUAAUUGAUUCAUAUAUAAAAGAAACAAAUAAAGAAAAUGAAGAAUUAAUAAAAGAAUAUAAAAAGUUGAAAAAAAAUAAUAUUGAAAUAAAUGAUGAAAUGAAUGAUGAUAUAAAAUUAUUAUUAAAUUUUUUUGGUAUCCCAUAUAUACAAUCUCCAUGUGAAGCAGAAGCUCAAUGUUCAUAUUUAAAUAAUAAAAAUUAUUGUGAUGCUAUUAUUAGUGAUGAUUCGGAUGUUUUAGUUUUUAGUGGGAAAACAGUUAUAAAGAAUUUUUUUAAUAAAAAAAAAACAGUCGAAGUUUAUGAAAAAAAAGCUAUUGAGGAAAAGUUAGGAUUGUAUCAAGAAGAAUUAAUUAAUAUUUCCUUAUUAUGUGGAUGUGAUUAUACAAUAGGUGUGCAUGGUAUAGGUAUUGUUAAUGCUUUAGAAAUAAUUAAAGCCUUUCCAAAUUUUGAGGAUUUAAAAAUAUUAAAAGAUAUUGUAUCGAACCCUUUUAGAAAAAUAGAUAAAAAUAUGUAUAAUGAAGAAAUACAGCAAUUCUUAAAUACUCAUAAAAAUUAUAAACUUAAUUGGAUAUUCCCAAAUAAUUUUCCUGAUAGAGAAGUCUAUAAAUGUUUUAAGUAUCCAAAGGUAUGUACAGAUAUUAAAAAAUUCGAAUGGCAUGUCCCUGAUAUUAAGAGUAUAACAAAAUUUUUACAUAAAACUACAAAUAUAUCAGAAGAAAAAGUUCUUAAUGUCCUAAACCCAAUUUUACAAAAAUAUAAUGUUAAUGUUAGAACAUAUCAAUCAAAAAUUGAGGACUUCUUUCCACUCUUGGAGAAAAAAAGAAAAACUGUAGAUGAUUUAAUUGAUCAUAUUAGAGCAAAUAAUAAACAAAAGAGACAAAAAAAUAAAACCGUUCAUUUGGAUAGUAAAAUAUCACCAUUGAUUGAUAUAAAUCCAGCAGGAAUUAUCAAAUCUAAGAGAAUGUCAUCGGCCUUGGAUCAUAUAAAAAGGAGAAAAUCAAGCAAGAAAAAAAAAUAA